Mesocricetus auratus (golden hamster) is the source of this 4413-nucleotide messenger RNA. RefSeq names its product disintegrin and metalloproteinase domain-containing protein 1a. NCBI's taxonomy places the organism in Eukaryota, Metazoa, Chordata, Mammalia, Rodentia, Cricetidae. Gene Ontology annotation, molecular function: metalloendopeptidase activity. The record is from RefSeq and is a predicted model, not a curated record. Bases 1717 to 4131 code for a protein of 804 amino acids. The transcript has a single exon. Gene Ontology annotation, cellular component: external side of plasma membrane; plasma membrane; sperm head plasma membrane. Gene Ontology annotation, biological process: proteolysis; binding of sperm to zona pellucida; male gonad development.
AAAGACUUCUUCCAUUCCUGUUCCUUCGUUUCCCUUACGACUUACCUAGCCUUUCUUGUGUUAGUCAUGACACUGGGAGAGCGGAACACUUACAUCAGUUCCAGAGCAGGUACUUGGAAGAGGUUUGCGUCACAGACGACAGAGAUGAGUAGUGCAGCUGAGGGCCCACUUGCUUGACUUGACUGUCACAGUGAGUGUGUGCUUGCUGGACCGAGGCCAUCUGAGAGGAGCUAGGCAUCACUGGGUGAGGGAGGGUAGGCAUCGUCAAUUGAUUACUCUCUCAUAACUAAGAUGGUUUUAUAUGUUUUGUUUUUUGUGGAGGUGGUGGUUUUGUUUUAUUUUUUGAAGAAGGUUUUGGUUAGUAUCCCUGGCUGGCUCAGAAGUUAUUCGGAGACCAUGCUGGCAUAUUAAACUUGUGAUCUUCCUGUCUCUACCUCCUAAGUGUUGAGAUUACAGGAGUGCACCUUUCUAGAACAAACAAGGCAAUUCUCCAUUUUUAACUGUUAACAUGUAGUUAACUUAGAAUUUAAAAUUAUUUUUAUGCCAUGUAGAAGAUGUAUAGUUUUAAUCUUAGCAUACGUAGGAGAAUGAAGAAAUGGAGGAAGAGAUGUGUACACAUAGCUUCUGUUUCCUUCUAAAUGUAUAUAGUUCACACAAUAAUAACAGUAGGAUGAAACUAAAGCCUGGGAUUUGCAGACAGAAGCUCACUGUAGUCAAGAGACAAGUGUGGGAAUGUAAGGGUUCGUCCAGAGCUUGUUUUCAUUUUCUUCAUUGUUGAAACUAGAGUCACCAGUCUGUUUUACCAUUUUAUUUUUAUUAUGAGGCCAUUGGGAGGACUAACUUAGAUUGGUUAUAAGCUCUAAUACAUUUCUGUGGUAAAAAUGAGAUCAUUUAACACUUAUGCCUUAGAAGCACUCCAUAGAGAAGGACCAUGUUUGAAGAGGGUGUAAAAUGUCAAAAUUCAUUACGUACAUGCACAAAGAAUGAGCAAAAGCAUAACAUCCAAAUACUGUUCUUCUAAAUGAAAGGAAUAAAGCAGUCAUGGAUAAAAGAGAACUAACCACCGGGCGUUGGUGGCGCAUGCCCUUUUAAUCCCAGCACUUGGGAGGCAGAGGCAGGUGGAUCUGUGUGAGUUCCAGGCCAGCCUGGUCUACAAGAGCUAGUUCCAGGACAGUCUCCAAAGUCACAGAGAAACCCUGUCUCAAAAAACAAAACAAAACAAAACAAAAAAAAGAGCGAGAACCAACCACCAGUAAACAUGACCACUAUAAGGAUGAGGAAAGAGGCAGGACAACAGAGAAUUCUUAAUUGUUCAGAGAACCCAGAGAAGCUCUGACCCCUCCCCCGCAACCCGGCCAGAAUGUUGGGCCCAAAAGAAUGAGCAGGUUAACAGAUGUCAUGUCCACGGUCUGGAGAGAAUGAAAGAUGAUCUGACUUACAGAACUGGCUGAGUCAUUGCAGACUACAGGGCUCACUCACCUCCAUGAACAUCAGAGGAACUUAAGCAACACUGAAGGAGUCCCUGUGCUAUCCAUAACCACCGCGGCCCAGGAGAGAAGGAAGAACAGAGAGACACAGCCUAAAGGCUGUAAGAAUCAAGAUGGAGAGCAGCCCACAAGGCACAAGCACAGAUCUGGGUUGCUGAGUCCGGAAAAAAGCCUAUCAGGAGGAGUGCUGCUGAUGGACAUAGAUCCUACAUAACGGUUUCUUUGGGCCAUGUCAGUGGCAGCAUCAGUAAGAGGGAUUACCUCCAUUCUGUCUUCUCUACAGAUAACAAAAGUGGCCUUAAAGGAAGCUAAGAUAACAUCUCACAUUUGGGCUGCCCAGCAGUUGAACUUGGGUCUGAGACUAGUGCCAGGACACCCAUCUGUCAAAGUAGGGAUCUUGGUGUUAUUGAUUUUUCUUCCAAGUGCAUUCUGUGACACAGGAUCUGUGUACUACUCUUCCUAUGAGACAGUCAUCCCCAAGAGACUGCCAGCCGAGGGGAGUGAAGACCCUGGAGGAAGGGUGUCCUACAUGCUGCUGAUGCAGGGCCAGCAGCAGCUGCUUCACCUAAAGGUACAGGGAGACCACUCUGUGAGUAACUUCCCAGUCUACAGUUACCACAAUGGCAUCCUGGGGCAAGAGAUGCCUCUCCUCUCACAGCACUGCCACUAUGAAGGCUACAUGGAAGGGGUGCCAGGCUCUUUUGUUUCUGUCAACAUCUGUUCAGGCCUCAGGGGUGUCCUGAUUAAGGAGGAAACAUCCUACAGCAUCGAGCCUAUGCUCUCUUCCAAAGGGUUUGAACACAUUCUGUACACCGUGGCACAUCAGCCUCGAGCCUCCUGCAGCGUCACUCCCAAAGGCAGCUCAGGGGACACCAGCCAGCAACAAAGGAACGGGAAGCCCUAUGACCUGUGGGAGCUGUCUGACCUGAGGUCACACACCAAGUAUGUGGAGAUGUUUGUCGUGGUCAACCACCAGCGCUUUCAGAUGUGGGGCAGCAGUGUCAACGAGACGGUCCAGGCAGUAGUGGACAUCAUCGCUCUGGCCAACAGCUUCACUAGGGGACUAAACACAGAGGUGGUGCUGGUGGGCAUGGAGAUCUGGACGGAGGGGGACCUGAUCAAGGCCCCGGUGGACCUGCAGGCUACCCUGAGGGAUUUCAACCACUGGAGACAGGAGAAGCUCGUGGACCGGCUCAGGCACGAUGUUGCACACUUGAUCGUCGGGCAUCACCCAGGAGAGAACGAGGGCCAGGCGUUUCUCAAUGGUGCCUGUUCAGGUGGGUUUGCAGCAGCUGUGGAGGCCUUCCAUCAUGAAGAUGUCCUGCUGUUUGCGGCGCUUAUGGCCCAUGAGCUGGGGCACAACCUGGGUAUCCAGCACGACCACCCGGCCUGCAUCUGUGAGCAUAAGCACCUCUGCCUCAUGCACGAGAAUAUCACCAAGCACAGUGGCUUCAGCAACUGCAGCUCUGAUGACUUCUACCGUUUCCUCCAUGACCACAGAGGGGCCUGCCUGCUUGACAGGCCUUGGCACCAAAGUCGUAAGGGCAGAGCUACCCGUUGUGGAAACGGUGUGGUGGAGGAUUGGGAGGAGUGUGACUGUGGUCCUGCUUGUGACCAUCAUCCAUGCUGUGAGCCAACCUGUACACUGAAGAAAGGUGCAGAGUGUAGUGACGGACUCUGCUGCUACAAAUGUCACUUCAAAAAGAAAGGGGUCUUAUGUCGUCCUGUUGAAGAUGUGUGUGACCUGCCUGAGUACUGUAAUGGCACUUCUCAAGAUUGCCCUGCAAACAGCUAUAAGCAGGAUGGCACGCUGUGUGAUAGGAUUUAUUACUGCUCUGGGGGUUGGUGCAAGAACCCUGAUAAGCAAUGCACAAAGAUAUAUGGGUAUUCUGCAAGAUCGGCCCCUGACGACUGUUACAUUUUAAUGAACACCAAAGGGAACCGGUUUGGAAACUGUGGCCAUCCCACCACAGCUAACUCACGAUAUGAAACAUGUUCCGAUGAGGAUGUAUUUUGUGGGAAGCUGGUAUGUACAGAUGUUAGCAACUUGCCGCAAGUCAGACCCCAUCACACACUCCUCCAGGUUCCUUAUGGAGAUGAUUGGUGCUGGAGCAUGGAUGCCUAUAACAUUACUGAUGUCCCUGACCUUGGGGAUGUGCAGAGUGGCACUUACUGCGCCCCAAACAAAGUGUGCAUGGAGUACUACUGUAUUGACCACACAGUGCUCCAGUACGACUGUGAGCCAGCGGAAAUGUGUCACGGGAAAGGAGUGUGCAACAAUCUUAGGCACUGUCAUUGUGACAAUGGUUUUGCCCCUCCUGACUGCAGCAGCCCAGGAAAUGGGGGGAGUGUGGACAGUGGUCCUGUUGGUAAGCCAGCUGAUCGAAACUUGAGUUUGUUUGUAUCUUUCGACAAUAACAAGGCUAAGAUGGACGAUGAAGAUGUAAACAUGAAAGUGGUGGUGCUUGUGGUCCCUAUAUUUCUUGUCAUUUUACUGUGUGCUCUAAUGCUGAUCGCCUACCUCUGGUCCGAAGUACUAGAAGCAGUAUCUCCAGGGAGUUCAUCAUCCUCUUCAACAGAAUCCUCAGAGGGGGCAGCCCAGCCCCCUGGGGGGGGAGUACCACCUUACAGGGCUCCCUUGUGAAGUUUAUUUAAGAUCUUCUCAUGGAUCACCGACAUUAACGUCUUGUAUCUGCAGGGCAAUUCUGACUGACUAAGUGGUCUUCAGAGCAUACUGCAUCUGCACUGUUUAGUGUAAUGUGUUAUCUGUACUUGUGUUGCUCACCUCAGUAACAACUAUUAUAGCAUAAAUGUUUUUAUGAGAUCUGAGAAUGUUCUAACUUGCCCUGUCAGCUACUGUUGAUAAAAUAGAGGUGGUUUUAAAUAAAUGAGUAAGAAGGCCUUUCCCCCUUCAGAUGAAGCAUCA